Molecule: messenger RNA, 1314 nt
Organism: Penicillium soppii
Lineage: Eukaryota; Fungi; Ascomycota; Eurotiomycetes; Eurotiales; Aspergillaceae
Product: NAD(P)/FAD-dependent oxidoreductase
Exons: 7
Coding region: 1-1314 (437 amino acids)
Molecular function (GO): flavin adenine dinucleotide binding; sarcosine oxidase activity; saccharopine oxidase activity
Source: RefSeq, a predicted model, not a curated record
AUGGCAGAUUCGCGUAAAACCACAAAAGUCGUGGUGGUAGGUGGAGGUGGCACUAUGGGGUCCUCAACAGCGCUGCACCUCAUACGUUCCGGAUAUACCCCUUGCAACAUCACAGUGCUUGAUGUAUAUCCAAUUCCUUCAGCUCAGUCGGCAGGAUACGAUCUGAACAAAAUUAUGAGCAUCCGAUUGCGCAAUGGGCCGGAUCUGCAGCUUUCGCUCGAGGCGCUCGAUAUGUGGAAAAACGAUCCAUUGUUCAAGCCCUUUUUUCACAGUGUUGGCAUGAUUGAUUGUUCGUCAUCUGAAGACGGUAUUGCAAAUCUUCGACGAAAGUACCAAUCUCUUAUCGACGCGAACAUUGGGUUAGAAAAGACAAACUGGUUGUUAGAAAGCAAAGAUGAAAUCCUGGAAAAAAUCCCGGUAUUUACAAGAGAUCAAAUAGAGGGGUGGAAGGGCUUGUUUUGCAGCGAUGGAGGCUGGCUUGCUGCAGCCAAGGCUAUAAACGCGAUCGGACACUUCCUCAAUGACAGCGGCGUCAAUUUUGGAUUUGGCAAAUCUGGAACUUUCAAGCGGCCUCUGUUCGCCACAGAUGGAAUCACCUGCCAGGGAGUGGAGACAGUAGAUGGCUCUAAAUAUUAUGCUGACAAGGUGGUAUUGGCUGCUGGUGCUUGGAGUCCCACAUUGGUAGAUCUGGAGGAUCAGUGUGUUUCAAAAGCGUGGGUUUUUGCUCAUAUCCAACUCACGCCCCAGGAAAUGGCCGAGUACAAUAACAUACCCGUGGUAUACGACGGUGAAUACGGCUUUUUCUUUGAGCCCAACGAACACGGAGUUAUCAAAGUCUGCGAUGAGUUCCCCGGAUUCUCACGCUUCAAACAACAUCAACCUUAUGGCGCCGCUUCCCCCAAGUCCAUCUCUGUUCCUCGAUCACACGCCAAACAUCCUACAGAUACCUACCCAGAUGCUUCCGAGGUAACCAUCCGGAAAGCAAUUGCGAGGUUUUUGCCUCAAUUCAAGAACAAGGAACUUUUCAACCGGACUAUGUGCUGGUGCACAGAUACUGCCGACGCCAAUCUACUGAUCUGCGAGCACCCCAAGUGGAAAAACUUCAUUCUGGCCACAGGAGACAGCGGUCAUAGCUUCAAGCUUUUACCCAAUAUUGGCAAGCAUGUUGUUGAGCUGAUCGAAGGCACUCUUCCGUCGGACUUGGCCGAUCCAUGGAGGUGGAGACCUGGCGGCGACGCUCUUAAAUCUAGACGCAGUGCUCCCGCAAGGGAUCUUACUGAUAUGCCGGGCUGGAGGCAUGAUGCAAAGCUUUGA